UGUGCGCAUGCGUGCUUUGGUCCUGCCUGGGCCCGGACAACAGAAUUGGACGGUGAGAAGGGGCAGUGGUCCUCCCCGGCAUCCAACUGUACAGUGGAGGCGGAAUGCGGUGCCCGGUUGUAAGGAGCUCCCGGUAACGGCACGGGGGCUGCGGCAGGACCACACCAGAACUGAAUAUGGGUGAGAAAAAACCGGAGGCGCUGGACUUUGUCAAGGAUUUCCAGGAAUACCUCACCCAGCAAACGCACCACGUCAAUAUGAUUUCUGGCUCUGUGAGCGGAGACAAAGAGGGCGACACUUUACAAGGAGCUGGGACAGACAGCGAUCAGAAUGGGCUGGACCACCCGUCUGUGGAGGUCUCUCUGGAUGACAGCGCGGGGAUGCUGGUGGAUGGCUUUGAGCGGACAUACGACGGGAAACUAAAAUGUCGCUACUGUAACUAUGCCAGCAAGGGCACCGCUCGUCUGAUAGAACACAUACGCAUACACACAGGUGAGAAACCGCACCGCUGUCACCUAUGUCCUUUUGCAUCAGCCUAUGAGCGCCACCUGGAGGCUCACAUGCGCUCUCACACAGGAGAGAAGCCUUACAAGUGUGAGCUAUGUUCCUUCCGCUGCAGUGACCGUAGUAACCUGUCCCAUCACCGCCGCCGUAAGCACAAGAUGCUGCCCAUUAAGGGCACACGUCCCACACUUGGCAACAAGAAAAUGUGGGGUGUGCUUCAGAAAAAAGUUAGCAGCUUGGGCUACAGUCGUCGAACUCUUAUUAACCUCAGCCCACCAUCCAUGGUGGUGCACAAGCCAGACUACCUGACUGACUUCUCUCAUGAGAUCCCCAGUAUCCAGAGCGAGGCCUAUGAGAAUCUUGCCAAGGUUACACAUGGAUCUGGAGGACUGUCUAGAGAUCCACAAGAGCUCAUGGUGGAUAACCCCUUAAACCAGCUAUCUACCUUGGCAGGACAGCUUUCCAGCCUUCCACCAGAUACUCAGAACCCUGCUUCACCAGACACAGGACCAUGUCCUGACGAGAAACCGUUCAUGAUCCAGCAGCCUCCAGCGCCACCCUGUGUCUCGGCUGUCUCCACCAGCGUUCCUCAGAGCUCCUCCCCGACCAGCCCGGAUGUACGUCCGACACACAAUCAUCGGAACUGUAGCCCCAUGGCCGGCCCCAGCAGCGAGCGUAGUGGCCGGACCAGCACCCCCAGCAUUAGCAACAGCCAACCUAGCACACCAGCCCCUGCUCUGCCAGUCCAGGACCCUCAGCUUCUGCACCACUGCCAACACUGUGACAUGUACUUUGCAGACAACAUACUCUACACAAUCCACAUGGGAUGCCACGGAUUUGAAAACCCUUUCCAAUGCAACAUCUGUGGUUGCAAAUGCAAAAACAAGUAUGACUUUGCUUGCCACUUUGCUCGAGGUCAACAUAGCCAACACUGACUUCUAGUAGCCUUUAUCUUUGUAUGUCACUCUGCUCCUCAGGAGACAGUCCGUCUUAUAGAGUGCCUGUCAUUUGAGGAAUGUGUAUAGGAUGCAAGUAUAAAUAUAUAUGUCUCUCA
This is a messenger RNA of Bufo gargarizans (Asiatic toad), 1558 nucleotides long. RefSeq names its product IKAROS family zinc finger 5 (gene IKZF5). Gene Ontology annotation, molecular function: DNA-binding transcription factor activity; RNA polymerase II cis-regulatory region sequence-specific DNA binding. Gene Ontology annotation, biological process: regulation of transcription by RNA polymerase II. Lineage: Eukaryota; Metazoa; Chordata; Amphibia; Anura; Bufonidae. The record is from RefSeq and is a predicted model, not a curated record.